AUGCUUGGAUUCAUUAAUGCUUCUGGUGGCACUGUUCCUCCUGUGUUCGUGUUUCCUAGAGUCCAUUUCAAGGAAUUCAUGCUACAAGGUUGUCCAAAAGGAGCAUUAGAUUUAGCCAAUCCAAGAGGUUGGAUAACUGAAGAGAGUUUCUACAGGAGCAUGAUACACUUCAUCAAGUAUGUGAAGCCGUCUGAGGAGAACCCUUGUUUAUUACUAUGUGACAAUCAUUCUAGCCACAUAACAAUUGACAUUGUCACGUUGGCUAGAGACAAUCACAUAACAAUUUUGACGUUUCCACCUCACUGUAGCCAUCGCCUUCAGCCGCUGGAUGUUUCGGUAUAUGGUCCUUUCAAAGCCCGAUACAGGGAGGCCAUGAAUGCAUGGAUGAUAUCUCAACCCGGAAAAACGGUAUCUAUAUACGAAGUGGCUCAAUUUGCCAACACCGCGUAUGUCGCCGCAUUUUCUAUGGAAAAUGUUAUUGCGGGGUUUCAGAAAACUGGGAUACACCCAUUUAACAGAAACACAUUCACUGAGGAUGAUUUUUUGACAUCAUUUGUCACUGAUAGACCUAUGCCUGAGCUUCGAGAUGCUGAAGUAACAACUGAUGACGCCCAUGAACUUGGUGCUAAAAUUCCAUCAACUGUCGAUGCUCCUCCAACAUCUGCUGAUAUCCUGUCUACCUCACCUUCACAAACAACAGGCUCAGUCAGUCAUCAGUCAGUCAGUCAGUAUCGAAUCCAUCAACCAUGGUUUUAUCUCCUGAAUGUGUCCGACCAUAUCCAGAGGCGUUGCCUAGAAAGAAUACUCAGAACCGAUCCAAGAAGAUGA
Melitaea cinxia (Glanville fritillary) is the source of this 828-nucleotide messenger RNA. RefSeq names its product MFS-type transporter clz9-like. The transcript has a single exon. The record is from RefSeq and is a predicted model, not a curated record. Gene Ontology annotation, molecular function: DNA binding. Bases 1 to 828 code for a protein of 275 amino acids. NCBI's taxonomy places the organism in Eukaryota, Metazoa, Arthropoda, Insecta, Lepidoptera, Nymphalidae. Gene Ontology annotation, cellular component: nucleus.